This is a messenger RNA of Labrus mixtus (cuckoo wrasse), 3444 nucleotides long. Its product is annotated as saccharopine dehydrogenase-like oxidoreductase. Gene Ontology annotation, cellular component: plasma membrane; lipid droplet; mitochondrion. Gene Ontology annotation, biological process: glycolipid biosynthetic process. The coding region runs from base 1205 to 2287 and encodes 360 amino acids. The record is from RefSeq and is a predicted model, not a curated record. The transcript has 12 exons. NCBI's taxonomy places the organism in Eukaryota, Metazoa, Chordata, Actinopteri, Labriformes, Labridae.
GAGGGGGGUCUCUGAGCACGGCACUAAAAUGCCAUUUGAGUUUGAGUUCACUGUGACUGCAAACGUUCGUACAGGCAUUCAUUUGGUGCUGCCAUCCUGAGUGUUCAAAGCUAUGAUUUGAUCGACAAUGACUUGUGGGGUCUUUUAAAAGACUAAUACACCUGAGCUAUGAGUUUCAGAUUUAUGUUUAACUUAUGGAUGCUCAAAGCAACGCCAAAUAGUAAAAACUGUCAGAUUUCACAAGCCUGCAUGUUGUGAGGUGAGAAUUUGAAGAACCUCUUGUUUACUACUGUCUGUGUCGAUUUUCCAUCUUCAGCUGAACCUUGCAGACACCACACAGGAGGGCUAACAACACAUGUGGUUUGAACAGGAGUACGAGGUUAUCUGUGUUCUAGUGAUUCACCCAGAUUUGUAGCAAUCUUAGUUGUGUAUACGUUUGUAUUUUGUUCCAAAAGGCUUCUUGAUCUUGUCGUUUUUAUAUUUACAGAGAUAAGCUCUCGCUGAACUUUUAAAAUGUUAUUGACCCAAAUUAAGAUUUUCUUUCCUUUUAAAUCCAUGUCACCAUUAGCUUUUUCUCUGUUGGCCCAUCUCUGUUCAAUAAAUCAACUACAGGGCUGUACCUUCAUCAGACACAUUACACAGCACGACUCUAAAGAUUGAUAUUGUUUUGAAAAGCAGUGCUCACAGAUGAGCCUUCAUGAUCAUCUUGUUUACCUCAAUAUAAGUGGUUACUCUUAACAUUCCUCUGAUCUUCUAAAUAUGAGCGACAUGAGAUAAGAGGUACUGUACCUCACAGCAUCAAUGAGAAAAAGGCGUCAUUGAUGCUGCUGUGUACAUAGAUACGAGGACAGUGUGGCUCUUAGUAUUGAAAUAUAAGUGAAACACUUAUUAGCACAAAAUAUAUUUCAGAGUUGUAUGAUCAACAGUAUCAAAAAUAUUUCAGGACAGCCCACCAAAAAACAAAAUUUUUAUUACCGCAGACGCUGCUGUACUGAAGCAGCCUGGCCUUUAAUCAGUCUACUAAUAUAUGUCAGCUGUGAGUGACCCCGUUGGUUGACCUGAAGCCACUGAAGAAGGGCCUUUGCCUGAAAACGUCUGCGACAAUAAAAAGAAGUGGAAGUUUAAGAUUUUGGUGUGAUGUCCUGAAAUAUUUCAAACACAUUUUUUGGUUGAGGAUUCAGCGGCCACAUAAGUUACUGAGGCCAUGCCUGAGCUGAGGACAGACAUUGAGAUCAUUGUUGCUGAUGUGUCUAUUGAGGAGUCCCUGGCACUCAUGUGCCAACAAGGCCUGGUGAUUCUUAACUGUGUGGGACCUUACAGAUUUUACGGCGAACCAGUGGUCAAAGCUUGCAUAGCAAAUGGAGCUCACUACAUUGAUAUCUGUGGGGAGCCACAGUUCCUCGAGCGUAUGCAGCUAGAGUACCACACCAAGGCCUUGGACAAAGGAGUUUAUGUCAUUGGCAGCUGUGGCUUUGACUCCAUACCAGCAGACCUGGGGAUCCUGUACACACAGAGGCAGUUUAAAGGAACACUGACAGCUGUGGAGAGCUUCCUGCAAAUCACCAGUGGGCCUGAGGGGUCGUCAGGCCAUGAUGCCACUUGGCAGUCUGCCGUGUACGGUUUUGCAGACAGCAAAUCCCUGAGCCAGCUAAGAAAAAAGUUUGGCCACAAGCCGCUGCCUGUGGUGGGUGCCAAAGUCAAACAGAGGGGUUUUCUCUUUUUCAGCAAGGAGAUUGAGCAGUACACCAUCCCAUUUAUGGGUUCUGACCGCUCUGUCGUCAGGAGAAGCCAGCAUUACCUGUACGAGGAGGAACAACAGUCACCAGUCCAGUACAGUCCCUACGUGGGGAUCGGUGGCCUCUUCUCUGUCGUGAAGCUCCUCUGUGGCGGCGUGUUUUUCUGGUUUAUGGUUAAAUUCAGCCUGGGCAGGAAACUCCUCACCACGUUUCCAUCAUUGUUCUCCUGCGGCUUAUUCUCCAAGUCUGGUCCAACCAUGAAGCAGAUAGAAGACACCUGUAUCAGCAUGACAUUUUAUGGGGAAGGCUACUCAGAGGGUUCAGAUCCCACACAGGGUCGACCAAACACCAAGAUCUGUACUCAGGUCACAGGAGCAGAUGGAUAUCUAAUAACAGCCUCUGCUAUGGUACAAGCUGCUGUAACUCUGCUGAAUGAGCUGCACUCUCUCCCCAGAAGGGGAGGCGUGUACAGCCCAGGAGCUGCCUUCUUUAAAACCAGCCUCAUCGAGCGCCUCAGUAACCACAACCUUAAGUUCUCAGUCAGAAACUAACACCACUCGAUUUAAGAGUAACCACUGUAAAAGUGAAAUCACUAAUAUUGACUGAAGAUGUUCAUGAUCUGGUACAACAUCAUCACUAACAUUUUAAGUUGAAAGUUGUGAUUCAUCAGAGCGGUCUGAGCUCAGAACAGAACCACUAAAGCAAGAGGAGGUUUGCUGUUUCACUUUCAAGUCCCCUUCAGAAAACAUCUGUUUUUAACUCCUUUUCUCUUUUCUUUCUGUUGAAAAGCAGCAAGUACUUGUAUUUUAAUCUGGGGGGAAUGUAAACAUGUUUUCCUAUCAUCUUUAAGAUAUCUCACAUUGAUGCAGCAGCUCUACAUCUUUCCAACAAGCUGGCAUAUUUCACACACUAAUCUGUUGACUCUGCAUUCUUGAAAAUGUGUUAGGUUGGCUUUUUGCGAAUCUGAUCAACACACUUAGUCAACAUGCAAACGUGUACUUUAACAUGUAGGAAAACAAGGGCGCCAGUGGCCUAGUGGUUGGUGUUUGCGGCCCAUUUGCAGAGGCUGUAGUCCUCCAGGUGGGUGGCCCGGAUUCGGGUCUGGCCUUUGGCUCCUUUACUGCAUGUAAUUUCACUCACUCUCUCUGUCCCUGAUUUCCAACUCUAUCCACUAUCUGUACGAUAAGGGCACAAAAAGCCCAAAAACUAAUCUUACAAAAACAGCAAAAAAGAAACUUGAGGAGAAACUGAGUAAUUAAAACAGAAUUAUAAAAGAACAGAAACAUCUUUCUUUUGUGACUUAUGGUAAUGCAGAAUCCAUAAUGCAGAACAUCUCUGGAAUAAGAGAUGAUGCUUUUACUGCUUUUCAGCAUAAUUCUGACCUACUGCCAACAGUUUAGAAGUCACAUAUUAUUCUCCUUUAUCAACAAGUUUAAAUAAUUCUCAGAGCUCCUAACAACAUGUUUGUGAAGUUUCUUGUUCUAAAUCCACUCUGAUCCUGUAUUUGAUCAUGUCUAUAAACCCCUCUAUUUCAGCCCUGCUCAGAACAGACUGUUUCUGUGUCUGUACCUUUAAAUGUAAAUGAGCUGUGUCUGACCACGCCCCCUCUCUGAAGGGCUCGGGUGUCUCAGGCUUUCUCACACCAUGCCCUAAUGAAGGCAGACUCAGAGGGCAGAACAAACACCUAGCUGUGGGGGUGUCAGCCACC